Molecule: messenger RNA, 1752 nt
Organism: Drosophila melanogaster (fruit fly)
Lineage: Eukaryota; Metazoa; Arthropoda; Insecta; Diptera; Drosophilidae
Exons: 9
Coding region: 48-1691 (547 amino acids)
Cellular component (GO): endoplasmic reticulum lumen; endoplasmic reticulum
Molecular function (GO): iron ion binding; 2-oxoglutarate-dependent dioxygenase activity; peptidyl-proline 4-dioxygenase activity
Source: RefSeq, marked reviewed
GCCAUCAGUUGGAACCGAAGAGUUCUCGAGAGCGGAUCUCAGACAGAAUGAUUUUCCCGGUGUUUUCAGUACUUUUCCUGCUAUUUCACCAAGCAAUCCCCUCCGUUUCUGGAGUCGAGUUCUUUUCCUCCAUACAUGAGAUGACCAAAGUGUUUGGCUAUGAACAGAAAAUGGUGCUGCAUAUGCAGAAAUUCCUAUCCGAUAAUCAGGAUAAGUUGGAUUUUCUGAAAGCCCGACUGCGAGAGUUCGAAAAUGAGAGGAACGAGGCUCGUGAAUGGGGUCCAUCAUAUUUUGAGAGUCCUAUUAACAAAUAUUUGCUGAACAAGAGACUCACAGUAGACUGGCAGCGAGUGGAGAAUCUCAUGGCGACUUCAACAGGCGAGAAACCGCUGACUCGCCUUAGGAAAUUCCGAAAUCGUGAGACAAUGCCCGAUAAAAAAGAGCUCGAAGGAGCCAUUGAUGGGCUUUUAAGGUUACAGUAUGUUUAUAGAUUGAAGGCCAAGGACCUGGCCAGAGGUAUCUUGGAUGGAGUGGAUUAUGGCACCCAAUUAAACUCGGAGCACUGUGUGGACAUAGCCAGACUGGCUCUACGGGAUCAGCAUCCACGUUUGGCUCAUUCCUGGCUAAUUGAAGCUAACGAUCGUUUGACGGGUGGGGAAAAGGAGGAGCAACUCAAGCCUCAGAUUCUGGCUCUUCUUGUGCAGGCCAAGAAGGAAUUGGAGGACUUCCGUGGUCUGAAUGAUACCUACCAGGAGUUAAUCGGGAUUCAAUCAGCCAGUGAGGAGCACGCCAAGAAUUACGAAACCUUUUUGAAUGCUCUGAGUGAGAAGGCUCUACUAAAUGAAUCCAAACCCAUCCUAGAACAUGCUCCCAUUCCGGAGGAGGGUGAACCGGUGGGCGAGUUCCAGGCCUACAGCCUAACCUGCAGUGGCCACUGGCGACUCACUCCCAAGGAACAACGUCAUCUGCGCUGUGGCUAUGUGACUGAGACACAUCCGUUCCUGUGGAUAGCUCCUCUCAAGGCAGAGGAGCUCUUCCAGGAUCCCCUGCUCGUACUCUACCACGAUGUCAUAUACCAGAGCGAGAUCGAUGUUAUAAGAAAACUGACCGAGAACAGGCUGAUGAGGGCCACAAUAACGAGCCACAAUGAGUCAGUCGUGUCCAAUGUGAGGACUAGCCAAUUCACCUUCAUCCCAGUCACGGCUCACAAGGUGCUAUCAACCAUCGAUCAAAGAGUAGCGGACAUGACCAACUUGAACAUGAAGUACGCGGAGGAUCACCAGUUCGCCAACUACGGAAUCGGAGGACACUACGGCCAGCACAUGGACUGGUUCUACCAGACGACCUUUGAUGCCGGAUUGGUCUCCUCUCCCGAAAUGGGCAACCGCAUUGCCACAGUUCUAUUUUAUCUUUCGGAUGUUGCCCAAGGUGGAGGUACUGCGUUUCCGCAGCUAAGAACUCUAUUGAAGCCAAAGAAAUAUGCAGCUGCAUUUUGGCACAAUCUCCACGCCUCUGGAGUGGGUGAUGUAAGAACACAGCAUGGUGCGUGUCCUAUAAUCGCCGGUUCGAAGUGGGUUCAAAAUCGAUGGAUCCGUGAGAAUGAUCAAUCUGAUCGUCGUCCCUGUGAACUUUGGGAUGAUUCGUUGGCCACCUAUGCGCAGAUUUUGGAGUUAAACAAACAAAAUGAGUGAAAGUCAGCUUCUAGUUAACGUAGCAGCUAACUAAAGAACCCCAGUUAAGCUUUAAGGGAAC